This is a messenger RNA of Musa acuminata AAA Group (dessert banana), 720 nucleotides long. Its product is annotated as probable polygalacturonase. The transcript has 2 exons. Lineage: Eukaryota; Viridiplantae; Streptophyta; Magnoliopsida; Zingiberales; Musaceae. The coding region runs from base 1 to 720 and encodes 239 amino acids. Gene Ontology annotation, biological process: carbohydrate metabolic process. The record is from RefSeq and is a predicted model, not a curated record. Gene Ontology annotation, molecular function: polygalacturonase activity.
AUGGCCAUGGAUGAAGACUCAUCCUCCAAUGUCCGCCUUGAGGACUGCUACAUAGUCUCAGGCGAUGACUGCAUCGCCAUUAAAAGCGGUUGGGAUGAGUACGGGAUUGCAUUCAACAUGUCAAGCAAACACAUAGUGAUCAGACGGCUCACCUGCAUCUCCCCCACGAGCGCUGUCAUCGCCCUGGGAAGCGAGAUGUCAGGAGGAAUCCAAGAUGUCCGGGCCGAAGACAUCACGGCCAUCCACUCCGAAUCCGGCGUCAGGAUCAAGACGACCAUCGGAAGGGGAGCUUACGUGAAGGACAUAUUCGUGAGAAGAAUGAAUCUGCACACAAUGAAGUGGGUCUUCUGGAUGACGGGCACCUACGGGCAGCACCCGGACGACAAAUUUGAUCCGAAAGCCAUUCCGGUGGUGCAGAAUAUCAGUUACAGCAACGUGGUGGCCAAGAACGUGACCAUGGCCGCGAAGCUGGAGGGGAUUCCCGGCGCGCCCUUCACCGGAAUAUGCAUCUACAAUGUGACGGCGGAGGUGGUGAAGUCGAAGAAGCCGAUUUGGAACUGCACCGACGUGGAGGGCGUAUCGAGUCACGUGACGCCCACUCCCUGUGCGCAGAUUCCGGAAUAUCCAGAUCGUAUAACGCAUUGCCCCUUCCCUGAAGAUGAUCUACCUGUGAAUGGUGUUGGGCUAGAGGAGUGUGCUUAUCAGAGAGCCAAACCAUGA